AUGGAGUGCCUAUCCGUGCAGGAGGAGGGCAGGGUGCAGAGCAGCGUCUGCGGCCGCGCGGGCUGGGACUGCUCGGAUUCGCUGCUCUCCCCUCUGGGCAGCAGCCAGGGCUACCUGGUGGCAAGCAGGAGCGGGGUGAGCCUGGCCGACACCAGGGGCCCCAAGGCCCAGUGGCAAGGGGCUGCGGAGAGGAGCGUGUGCGAGGAGAAGGAAGCCAAGGCAGAGCGCAGCAGACGCGCCCCCGCUGCCCUCGCCAGCACACGCACGCGGGAGCCUCCCGCACGCAACGCUAGCGGGGUGCCGGGUCUGCCCCCAGGGCAGCUGGAGGAGCUGCUGUGGUUCUUCCGCACGGAAGACCCAUCCACGUGGAAUUACACCAUGCUGGCCCUCUCCUUCGUGGUCCUGGUCCUGGGUCUUUUCCUCCUGGCCAUCAACGUCAUGCGCAACAGGAAAAGGAAGAUGCAGGUGGAAUCGGAGCACACGGCGCAGCAGGCGGAGCUGGAGGCCAAGCAAGCCCUGGUGCCCGUGCAGGGUUUCGGCCACGCCGAUCCGCAGAGGCAGGAGCUGCUGCCCGAGGAGGAGAGGUCGGGAGAGGUGCAGGUUCAGUGGAAGGAUGGGACCGUCACCUCCCUGUACACAGAGAGGUCGGAGGAGACCUUGUAACGGCAG
Molecule: messenger RNA, 669 nt
Organism: Tinamus guttatus (white-throated tinamou)
Lineage: Eukaryota; Metazoa; Chordata; Aves; Tinamiformes; Tinamidae
Gene: SLC51B
Product: SLC51 subunit beta
Biological process (GO): bile acid and bile salt transport
Cellular component (GO): plasma membrane
Molecular function (GO): transmembrane transporter activity; protein heterodimerization activity
Source: RefSeq, a predicted model, not a curated record